Messenger RNA from Calidris pugnax (ruff), 2736 nucleotides. RefSeq names its product N-myc and STAT interactor (gene NMI). The transcript is spliced from 9 exons. The coding region runs from base 873 to 1973 and encodes 366 amino acids. NCBI's taxonomy places the organism in Eukaryota, Metazoa, Chordata, Aves, Charadriiformes, Scolopacidae. Gene Ontology annotation, cellular component: cytoplasm. The record is from RefSeq and is a predicted model, not a curated record.
CCCGAGGCGGGAGCGGCCUCCGGGGCUGGGACGAGCCCCCUGGGGGGUGCCACCUCCGGGGGGUUGGCACCGACGGUUGUGCGGCGGGAGGGCCGGGGUUUGGGUCCACGUGAGAAGGGGACCACAGGAGAGAGCUAAGGUGGGCCUUGGCUGGUGGCUGGGGAGAAGUUUUCCACUGUAAAGUCUGUAAAGUUUUCCACUUACAGACUUUCCCAAGUCAGGAAUGGGUACGUAAGUGAGUAAAUUUCAGUUACUUAACGCAAAGUAAAAGGGAUUCCUGUGUCGUUGGCCAAAGAUGGCCUCAACGCCGAACCACGUUGUCGGAUGCAGUGGGGAGGGUGGUGGUGGGUAAGAACUGAGCUAGGGAUUGUCCAGGUGGGAACGUGUGAGGUGUCUGGGUGGGUUGGGACACUAAUGUCCAGAUGGGUCAGGAUGCUGAUGUCCAGGUCCUGGCAGUUGUCACAGGCACUUAGAGACCCUCACACGCCAUGCCAAGCCCUUGUCCUGGCAUCCACAGUCUUGGGAACCUGCACCCCUCAGCAUAUGUUUGCGGACGAGUGGCCCACCAGCUUCUCUAAAUUCCUUUUUAUCUGCCUCUGCUAAGUGUUGUGACAACAGAUGCCAGAGUUUACACUAUCUGCUGUGUAAAGGAAGUGUUUUUCAUUUGUGUUAAGUGGGUUUAAGGGUUAUAUCUGUUAAGCGCAGAGCACAGUACACACAGUGUUCUCAUUUCUUUUCUUGUUCCCUCAGGUUUCAAUGGAUUUCACAAAUCCCCCACUAUCUUUAGUAGAUAACGGUUUUGUAAGUAUUUCCUGAUGUGCUGCCUGGAAAAAAAAAUCCGUCUUUGACAGUAGUGUCUCUGAGUGAAGAAAAUGACAAGCCCUGACCCUUUGGGCUCAUCAGAAAAUGAGAUGGAAAGACUGGAAGAAGAACUUAAGAAAUGGAAGGAAAGAGUUGAAAAAGCUGAAAAAGUAAGAGAUUACCUUCUUCAGUGUAAAUCAAGUGCUGAUGAAGAGUGUGUUAAAGCAGAGAAGGAGCUGAUAAAGCUCAAGGACUUUCAAGAGAAACAGCAGAAGGACAUUAUUAUGUCUAGGGACACCCGUCAGAGAGAACUCCAUCUACUAAAGCAAGAAAACGCUGAGCUGAAGAGAGAGAUUGAAAAGCUCAGACACGACUUUGCAGAAUGUAGUUCAGCGCUCACGCAGGAUGGGCAGAUUAAAAAAAAGGUGGCAGAAACGAAAAUGAAGUUCACUCACCUGGAAGACGUGAGGGAUGGUUAUCCAGAUACGGAUACGCACUGCGUUUUUGGUGCAACUACAAAAAUCCCAUUUGGACUGAAUCAAAACCAUGCACUGCUUACUUUCGAAGAUGAGGAAGUUGCCCAGAGACUGAUAGAAAUGGGUAAGCAUAGUGUGAAGCUGGACAGCAAAACAGCAGAUGUGCGUGUGACGCCUUUUACACUUGAAAUGGGAAUCAAAUUUGAGCUCCACGUCACUAUUUCUGGAACGAAGAUCAAUGUUUUGGAAGUACCUGAACUAUCCAUUCCCGAGGACUGGAUGAGAGACAAAUUAGAGCUGAACUUCUACAAAUCCAAGCAGGGGGGUGGCGGUGAAGUAGCAGAUGUGAGCUACGACAGAUAUUCUAGAACAGCCAUUAUUACAUUCCUCAGACCCGGAGCAGCCAAUGCCUUUGUGAGCUGUACUAAAUACCCUUUCUCUGUAAAUGGAAGGUGCUAUAGGCUUCCUGUGUUCCUGAACACCAACGUACACUUGGAAAAGUUUCAGCUCUAUUGCGGGGUUUCUAAGAAGACCAUCCUGUUGAAAGGAAUCCAAGAGACGGAAGAUGAUGAAGAAAGUGUACAGGACAUGAUUGAAAUUCAUUUUCAAAAGCCUAGUAAUUACGGCGGGGAAAUAGAGAAUAUCAAAUACGUAUCGAAAGGAAUAACAUGGGUUUGUUUUGAGGAGGAUAUUUAGCAUGCCAUAGAGGAAACUGUAGGUUGAACUCAUGAAAUUCCAAGUUUUUGCUUCAUCAGAGGCAUGGAAAGUCAUGUACAUUGUGCUUUAAUAUUCUGAAAUUUAUACUUGAAAAAGAGGAGCCGCCUGUCUUUCUGAUUUGUGUAACAGCACAGACUUUGUAUAGAAAUUCAGUAAAACUCACUGUUCGGUGUGCCAGAGGUUCCUGAUUAAGUCACAGAAAAAAAAGCGUUUACUUGUACUUGAAACUUAACUGAAGAUUGCUUUCUGCAAAUUUGCAGAUUUUGUAUCUUGUAGAUCUUGUAUCUUGCUGAUUUUAGAUAGGUCACAUGCUCCCAAGUGGGAUAAAGCUAUUCCUUCUUAUAUUUUGGUUACAAAAGCCAUAUGUGAUCCCAUAAAUUUAUUAUUUGGUUUUAAUUUUUGUUUCUACAAUGACAAUUUUCCAUUCUUUUUGUUCAUGAUUUGUCUUACUUUAAAAUAUUAAAAUAUUGAAGUUAAGAAUGGAGAUGAUUCUUUACCUAAAACUGAUUAUUUUGGAACAAUGCUAGGGAAACAGUCUGAUGGGGCUUGUUGCGUGUGACCUGCUGGGCUGCUGGCUCUGGGAGGGUAUGGAAAGAGGGGUCAGGUGGAAAAAAGCCAUAUAGAGUUUAGGAGAAAUUAAUUUUUCAGCGUGUAAAGUCCCCCUUUCAUUUCCAGUUCAUCCUUGCAGUUGUCAUUCUAAAAGAUCUUUGAAAUAAAAUGGAAGUGCAAAGUUGGAGGCGGA